AUGCACCGUUCUGCCUCAGGCUCGAGCGACCUCAGCACGCUGACCGAGGCGCCCAAGGCGACCUUGACACCGGCCCUGGCAACGCCCGUUUCUAUCUCGUCACUGCCCUUUGACGGCGCAUCGCACGCGCAAACCGACCGGUGGACGCGGAUAGGGUGGACGGUGGCCUCGGUGCGGCAGCUCCUCGACGCUCUCCUCACCUGGGACUACCUUCCUUUCUGCCUCAUGUGCAAAGACCCCUUUCUACGGGACUAUUAUAGCGGCUCGACCCGGUACUGCUCCUCGGCCCUGGUGAACGCGCUCCUCGCCCUGGCAACCCGCGUGGUCCACGAGACCAACAACGAGACGGAAAGCCCGGGUCCCGGCUUUAAGUGCGGAAGCAAAACCUUUUUCGACGAGGCCGACGCUAUUAUCCACGGAACCGGACACUCGACGAACCUCCCGGACAUACAGGCCAUUGGGAUCCUCUCGCUCUACCAGAUCACUUGCGGGCGCGAGGCCGAGGCUCAGGCGCUGGCCGAGUCCUUUGCUGCUCGCAUUGCCGAUCUGUGUCUCCAAGAACCCCUGGAGGGCGCCGAGGCCGAGGAGUACGCCAAGGUCCGGGCCACCUCGUACUGCGGCGCCGUGUCCCUGAUCCGCAUACUUCGUCUCACGACGGGCCAAGUCUUCAACAUGUCCACGAAUCACAGGCUACAAGACGACUCGAUAUUUCUAGACCAAUCCUCGUGCAGGGCCGAGUACCUGUUCGGCGGCCAGUGCGGCAGUGGAAUUACACCAGAGCCGCAGAGUAACACAGCGUUAGACCUCGCCUUGGACGCACGCGGCUCGCAACUGCGCAAUCUCCAGCUCAUUCCAGCAAGAGUAUUCCAGCUCACGGAAUGGGUGUACAAGCUCGCCUCGGCCGCCAAUACCCCGAACGGACAAUUUGGCACGGGCGAGGUCAUGGCUGUGUAUACCAAAUGUCUUGACUGGUACGAGGGGUUCUUCUCCCUGCUUAAAACGGACGGCAGCGACACUCCCUUUGUACUCUUUAUCCACAUGUACUACCAAUUCUGCCUACUCUGUCUGUUCCGUCCUCUCGCCAACCUUGUCCUGGCCGAUUCCGACGUCCGUCCCCGCGAAAUCUGUCUCCAGGCGGCACAGUCGAUCCUUGCCCUAUCGCAGUCCUACAGCAGGCUCUUUACCCUUGGACGUGUCUCCGCAUUCGUCCCCUAUUUUGUUUGUGCCUCUGGCAUCGCAGGGCUUACAAUGGAAUCGACAUGCAACGGUAUAGCCCUGCAUGCAUCGCAACCGCUUCCGCCUAGGAAAUUGUCCUUGGCGACGGACUCGGAUGUUUCAAGCGUGGACGGGUUCGGCACUUAUCAAGACGUCUCGCCCUCGCCGACUGCCGCCAAACUGCCCAUCAUGGCCCACGCGAGCCAGCUGCUGGCGGAGAUGAGCUCCAACCACCGAAUGGCCUCAUCCGCAGAGAAGAUGCUUCGAGGAUACGCUAGCUAA
Molecule: messenger RNA, 1497 nt
Organism: Hirsutella rhossiliensis
Lineage: Eukaryota; Fungi; Ascomycota; Sordariomycetes; Hypocreales; Ophiocordycipitaceae
Product: putative nitrate assimilation regulatory protein nirA
Exons: 4
Coding region: 1-1497 (498 amino acids)
Biological process (GO): DNA-templated transcription
Molecular function (GO): zinc ion binding; DNA binding
Source: RefSeq, a predicted model, not a curated record